This is a messenger RNA of Colossoma macropomum (tambaqui), 1269 nucleotides long. RefSeq names its product wingless-type MMTV integration site family, member 6a (gene wnt6a). Gene Ontology annotation, biological process: canonical Wnt signaling pathway; neuron differentiation; cell fate commitment. The record is from RefSeq and is a predicted model, not a curated record. Gene Ontology annotation, molecular function: cytokine activity; frizzled binding. Lineage: Eukaryota; Metazoa; Chordata; Actinopteri; Characiformes; Serrasalmidae. Gene Ontology annotation, cellular component: extracellular region.
GAUGAGCUGUGUGAGGGCCGCAGGUGCGCUGAAGCCGCGCGCUUCUCCUGCCGCUCCGCGCCUCUGAGCCUCCUGCAUGAUGAUGAAACUCCUCACGCGCGCGCGCCUCCUCCUGCUCCUCAUCCUCACAGGUCCGUUCAGCGUGUUCCACCUGCCCAGCUGCAGUGUGAUGGGCACCCCUCUCAUGAUGGACCCCAACAGCAUCUGCAGGAGGAGCAAGCCUCCAGGCAGCGCUCACGCUGAGCUGUGCCAAACGAAGCCCGAGAUCAUCCAAGAAGUGGCCAAGGGCGCACGGCUUGGCAUGCGCGAGUGCCAACACCAGUUCCGCCAGCACCGCUGGAACUGCACCAGCCACAGCAAGAGUCUGGGCAAGAUCCUACAGCAAGAUAUUCGGGAGACGGCGUUUGUAAAUGGAAUCACAGCUGCAGGAGUGCUACAUGCAGUGACGCAGGCCUGCAGCCAGGGGGACCUGCUAGAGUGUGGCUGUCUGACUCUGAAGAUCUCUCCUGCAAGCCCCCUUGAACGGGCCGUGGACCACACGGCCAGCCAAAUCCCUGCGCUCCAGGACCAGCGCUGGGAGUGGGGCGGCUGUGGGGACGAUGUGGACUUUGGUUACGAGAUUUCCAGACAAUUCAUGGACACCCGGAGGCGAAAGGGCAAGAGUGACAUCAGGACCCGGAUUGAUCUGCACAAUAACGAGGCAGGAAGACUGGCUGUGAAGACCCAUAUGCGGACUGAAUGUAAAUGCCACGGUCUGUCCGGCUCCUGUACGCUCCGCAGCUGCUGGAGGAAAAUGCCUCUGUUCCGGCAGGUGGGCGACCACCUCAUGGAAAGCUACCACGCGGCGGUCCGAGUGAUGGGCAGCAACGAUGGCAAAUCCCUCAUUCCCGUGGAGACGGAUAUCCCACUCCCGGGAGCCCACAGCCUCAUCUACUCGGACGAGUCCCCGGACUUUUGCUCGGCUAGUCGCAGGACGGGCUCGGAGGGCACACGGGGUCGCCUGUGUAACAGCACAGAGACAGGGCCUGGAGCCUGCGACUGGCUGUGCUGCACUAAAGGACAUACGCAGCUAACUCUGGAAUACGAGGAAAACUGCCAGUGUCAGUUCCAGUGGUGCUGCGUGGUCCAGUGUGAGAGAUGCACAGUGAGGAGGGAGGUCAGCGUCUGCCUUUAGACUGCUCACUGACUCUGUUCUAUUUAGUCUCAGCCUCAGAUGCUCCGCCCUCUGAGACAUACAGAUCAUGAUAUUUAUUGUUUGCUAAGGUGGCC